Paramormyrops kingsleyae is the source of this 2065-nucleotide messenger RNA. Lineage: Eukaryota; Metazoa; Chordata; Actinopteri; Osteoglossiformes; Mormyridae. The record is from RefSeq and is a predicted model, not a curated record.
GGGGAGGGGGGGUAGAAAGCGUCUGAUUAUUUACUUUUAUUUCUUCUAUUUAGGAGACUGUAACUUGGAUUAAAUACGUUUCCCUUAUUGUGAAAACAAACAUGGUCAGAGUUAUCACAAGCAUUUAGUGAGGCAUUAAGAAAUAGAAGGUGUUUGCGUUUACAACGCAGCCGUCGUUCAUUGCGGUUAUUUAACGGGAUAUAGGAGGCGCGUUUAGCGGCACCGGGGAUACCGGGCAUCGGGGGACCGUGAACUCCAACAUGUGUUUAUUAAAAUAACCGUUCCGCCGAGUGCCAGGCCGCGAAAAGCUAAGCGUCGUCGUGGAUCCCGCCCACCGGCGCCCGGCGGCCCUCCGAUCCGCUCCCUUUGUGUUCGUGCGCAUCCGGUCCGAAUGAUGACGCGAAAAAAGAAAAGAAAAAAAGGAAAGAAAGACAAGAGGCGAAACUCCUCGUGAGCGCUGCCCUAGAAUAUAGUCGGGUUUUUUUGUGAAUGUGCGGAUGUUGGUGACAAAUGCGUGGAGCUGACCGCUUGCAUUUGGAGAUACUUGAAAUACACGGGAUUGUUUUAUUUCUGGCAUCGGGGGUGGCGGGCUUCGCCGCCCGCUUACGGCUGGCUACAGCGUAUCUCCCCGUUUGAUCGCGGACGAUGGCGACGCCGGCGCUGUACGCCUGCACCAAGUGUAACCAGCGCUACCCGUUCGAGGAGCUUUCCCAGGGACAGCAGCUCUGUAAGGAGUGUCGGAUAGCCCACCCCAUAGUGAAGUGUACAUAUUGCAGGUCGGAGUUCCAGCAGGAGAGCAAAACAAACACAAUCUGUAAGAAGUGUGCUCAGAAUGUCAAGCAGUUUGGCACCCCCAAGCCGUGUCAGUACUGCAACGUUAUCGCCGCCUUCAUCGGCAGCAAGUGUCAACGCUGUGCCAACUCGGAGAAGAAGUACGGCCCCCCGCAGACCUGCGAGCAGUGCCGCCAGCAGUGCGCCUUCGACCGCAAGGAGGAGGGUCGCAGAAAGGUGGAUGGUAAGCUUCUCUGCUGGCUCUGCACCCUGUCCUACCGCCGCGUCCUGCAGAAGGCCAAGGAGCAGCGGAAAGGCCUGGGCUCCUCGCGGGCCAACACCUCCUCCCUGAGUGAGAAGGAGCCCAGGAGCAAACAGCACCGCCGUCAUCACCAGCACCGCCAUGAGCACCAGCAUCACGGCGGCUCCCACAAGUUGGGAAGCAUGAGCCCAGAACAGGAGCAGGGACACUGGAAACAGCGCCAUAAGUCAUCCUCGAUCCAGAAUGAAACCCCAAAGAAGAGACCCAAACUAGAGAUAAAGCCGUCCAGUGGGGACAGUAGUUCCAUUAGCCAAUCAGUGGACUCGGGUGGAACAGACCAUUUCAUUCUAAUCAGCCAACUGAAGGAGGAAGUGAUGUCAUUGAAGAGGUUGCUGCAACAAAGAGACCAGAUGAUACUAGAGAAGGAGAGAAAGCUGACUGAGCUGAAGGCAGACUUCCAGUACCAGGAGAACAACAUGAGGUUGAAGAUGAACAACAUGGAGAAAAUGCAUAAGGAGGCCAUGGAGCAGCAGCAGGCGAAGAACCGGGAGCUGAUGAAGCAAGUUGCCUCGCUGUCCAAAGGCAGGAAGCUGGAGAAAGGCUCGUGCACGCUGAUCUCACCCUGAGCCGCCUCGUGCACGCUGAUCUCACCCUGAGCCGCCUCGUGCGCGCUGAUCUCACCCUGAGCCGCCUCGUGCGCGCUGAUCUCACCCUGAGCCGCCUCGUGCGCGCUGAUCUCACCCUGAGCCGCCUCGUGCGCAUGGCCAGCUCCCCUGCUCUGCCGUGAGCGGCUCAGCCUUCACAUGCAAACACGCGACUCACACAGCUUUCUCUGAGAAACGCAGCCACCCGCACAGACUUCAUAUGCAAGCUAUGAGAAGAAGCUUCCAGCUGCCGUCUUACGGACUGCAGCAUGGAUGGAUUUUAAAGUGUUACCCCUUUUAUAAAGAAAAGACUGAGUUCUUGUGUGUACAAUUUACAGGAUAUGUUCAGAGCAAUGCAAAACUUAACUUUUUAAAUGCAAGAAGAAAA